This is a messenger RNA of Nyctereutes procyonoides (raccoon dog), 4693 nucleotides long. It is a transcript of the gene KIF11, whose product is annotated as kinesin family member 11. The transcript is spliced from 22 exons. Gene Ontology annotation, molecular function: microtubule binding; ATP binding; plus-end-directed microtubule motor activity. Lineage: Eukaryota; Metazoa; Chordata; Mammalia; Carnivora; Canidae. The coding region runs from base 250 to 3408 and encodes 1052 amino acids. Gene Ontology annotation, biological process: microtubule-based movement; mitotic spindle assembly. Gene Ontology annotation, cellular component: spindle microtubule; nucleus. The record is from RefSeq and is a predicted model, not a curated record.
CAUUGGCUCGGCGUCUGGGCUCCUUUUUCAAAUUGAGGCGCCGAGUCGUUGCUGGGUUUCCUAGGUUUCGGGCGGAAACGGUAUUGGUAGUUCCGAGGCUCCCGCUAGUGCGGGACAGACGCCUCGGUCAGUUAGAGCCCCUGGUGGAGAGCGGGGACGUCGAGCUGCUUGCGUGGGUGUUCCCGGCUCCUCCGCGCCCCACAGCCGGGGUGUCCGCUGCCCAGCCUUGGCCUUCCCGCGGGGCUCGUAAUGGCGUCGCAGCCGAAUUCCUCCGCGAAGAAGAAAGAGGAGAAGGGAAAGAACAUCCAGGUGGUGGUGAGAUGCAGACCGUUUAAUUUGGCAGAACGGAAAGCUAAUGCCCAUUCUAUUGUAGAAUGUGAUCAUGUACGAAAAGAAGUUAGUGUACGAACCGGAGGAUUGGCUGACAAAAGCUCAAGGAAAACAUAUACUUUUGAUAUGGUUUUUGGAGCUUCUACUAAACAAAUUGAUGUUUACCGAAGUGUUGUGUGUCCAAUUUUGGAUGAAGUUAUUAUGGGUUAUAAUUGCACUAUUUUUGCAUACGGGCAAACUGGCACUGGAAAAACCUUUACAAUGGAAGGUGAGAGGUCACCUAAUGAAGAGUACACUUGGGAGGAGGAUCCCUUGGCUGGUAUAAUUCCACGUACUCUUCAUCAAAUUUUUGAGAAACUUACUGAUAAUGGUACUGAAUUUUCAGUCAAAGUGUCUCUGUUGGAAAUCUAUAAUGAAGAACUUUUUGAUCUCCUUAAUCCAUCUUCUGAUGUUUCUGAGAGACUGCAGAUGUUUGAUGAUCCCCGUAACAAGAGGGGGGUGAUAAUCAAAGGUUUAGAAGAAAUUACAGUACACAACAAAGAUGAAGUCUAUCAGAUUUUGGAGAAGGGGGCAGCAAAACGGACAACUGCAGCGACCCUGAUGAAUGCAUACUCCAGUCGUUCCCACUCGGUUUUCUCUGUUACAAUACAUAUGAAAGAAACUACAAUUGAUGGAGAAGAACUUGUUAAAAUUGGAAAGUUGAACUUGGUUGAUCUUGCGGGAAGUGAGAACAUUGGCCGUUCUGGAGCAGUUGACAAGAGAGCUCGGGAAGCUGGAAAUAUCAAUCAAUCCCUUUUGACUUUGGGAAGGGUUAUUACUGCUCUUGUAGAAAGAACACCUCAUGUUCCUUAUCGAGAAUCUAAACUAACUAGAAUCCUACAGGAUUCUCUUGGGGGACGUACAAGAACAUCUAUAAUUGCAACAAUUUCUCCUGCAUCUCUCAAUCUUGAGGAAACUCUGAGUACAUUGGAAUAUGCUCAUAGAGCAAAGAACAUACUAAAUAAGCCUGAAGUUAACCAGAAACUCACCAAAAGAGCUCUUAUUAAGGAAUAUACAGAAGAGAUAGAGCGUCUGAAACGAGAUCUUGCUGCAGCCCGUGAGAAAAAUGGGGUGUACAUUUCUGAAGAAAAUUUUAGAGCCAUGAGUGGAAAACUAACCGUUCAAGAAGAACAGAUUGUAGAAUUGAUUGAAAAAAUUGGUGCCGUUGAGGAGGAGCUAAGUAGGGUUACAGAGUUGUUUAUGGACAGUAAAAAUGAACUUGACCAGUGUAAAUCUGACCUGCAAAAUAAGACACAGGAACUUAAAACCACUCAAAAACAUUUGCAAGAAACUAAAUUACAGCUUGUUGAAGAAGAGUAUAUUACAUCAGCUUUGGAAAUUACUGAAGAGAAACUUCAUGAUGCUGCCAGCAGGUUGCUUACCACAGUUGAAGAAACUACAAAAGAUGUGUCUGGUCUCCAUUCCAAACUGGAUCGUAAGAAGGCAAUUGAUCAGCACAAUGCAGAAGCUCAGGAUAUUUUUGGCAAAAACCUAAAUAGUCUCUUUAGUAAUAUGGAAGAAUUAAUUAAGGAUAGCAGCUCAAAACAGAAGGCCAUGCUAGAGGUUCACAAGACUUUGUUUGGUAACCUGCUGUCUUCCAGUGUCUCUGCAUUAGACACAAUUACUACAACAGCACUUGGAUCUCUCACAUCUGUUCCAGAAAAUGUGUCUAUACGUGUUUCUCAGAUUUCUGAUAUGAUAUUAAAAGAACAAUCAUUUGCAGCAGAAAGUAAAAUUAUACUUCAGACCCUGAUUGAUGUACUUAAGACUGAUCUUCUAACUUCACUGGAAACGGUUUUAUCCCCCACUGUGGUGUCUAUACUGAAAAUCAACAGUCAACUAAAGCAUAUUUUCAAGACUUCAUUGACAGUGGCUAGUAAGAUAGAAGAUAAGAAAAAGGAAACGGAUGGCUUUCUCAGUACACUGUGUAACAAUCUACAUGAACUACAAGAGAAAACAGUUUCUUCCUUGGCUGAAUCACAGAAGCUAUGUGAAAACUUAACUGAAGACCUGAAGAGAACAAAAAAAAUCCAUUCACAGGAACUUUGCCAGUUAAUCAAUCUUUGGGCAGAACGAUUCUGUGCCUUGGAGGAAAAGUGUGACAAUAUCCAGAAACCACUUAGUAGCAUCCAAGAAAAUGCACAACAGAAAUCUAAGGAUAUAAUCAGCAAAACAGCCUCUUAUGGUACACAGUUUUGUGCUGAUUGUGAUGGCUUAUCACAGGAACUCAGACACUUUAACCAAGAGGGUACAAAAUUGGUUGAAGAGUCUAUGAAACACUGUGAUAAACUUAAUAGCAACCUUAAAGUAGUAUCUCAAGAGACUGAACAGAGAUGUGAGGCCCUGAACACAAGCACACUUUCUUUUUCUGAACAAUGGGUAUCUUGCUUAAAUAAAAGGGAUGAAGAACUUCAGAACUUAUUGGAGGUUGUAAACCAAGAUUGUGAGGCUUCAAGUUCAGAGAUUACUGAAAAAUUAACUGAACAUAAAGCAGCUAAUGAGAACCAGCGUAACAUUAUUUUUGGUCAGAUAACUACUGAUGAAGAAAAAUUAAUGGCACAAAGUCUAGAACUUAAUGAAACCAUAAAAAUUGGUUUAGCUAAGCUUAAUUGCUUUCUACAACAGGAUCUGAAACUGGAUAUCCCAACAGGUAUGACACCACAAAGGAAAAAUUACUUAUACCCAUCAACACUGGUGAGAACCGAACCACGUGAACAGCUUCUGGACCAGUUGAAAAGGAAACAACCUGAACUGUUAAUGAUGUUAAAGUGUUCAGAAAAUAACAAAGAAGAGAUCAAUCAGGACUUGGAUGAAGAAAAGUCUGUUCUAGGGCACUCUAUUGAAGAACCUGUAAGUCAGGAGUCAUCUAAAGAUGCUAGUGCGGAUUGUUCAUCAAGUGGUGGGAUUCCAUUUUUCCAGCAUAAAAAACCACAUGGAAAAGACAAAGAAAACAGAGGCAUUAAUUCAGUGGAGAGGCCUAAAGUGGAAGAAACUACAGAGCAUUCUGUUACAAGGAGCAGAUUACCUCUACGAGCCUAGAUAAAUCUUUAGUUAACUUGAGGAUCGGUAAUUCUAUUUUUAAGAAAAAUGAAAAAUAAACCUAGAACUCCAGAACUUGAGCCUUAUGUAUAGACAAAAAACAAAUGGAAAAUAUCAAGGCAAUACUGUAUAUUUAGUUGAAUUUAAAAUGUAUACUCAUUUUUCUAUCAUCCCUGUAGUACACUGUGUAUUAAGUUGGGUUUUAUUUGGGAUUUACAUUGAGUAAAUAUGUAUUUUUAGCUUUCAACAUAAAAUAGCCCUUUCCUAACAAAUGAAAAAUAUUUUUCUUAUAUAUCACUAGGCAGCACAUAUAGAGAAGUUGCACCGUUUUCUAGGCUUUAACUUACAUAGGUAAAUAUUGCCAACUCAGUCUUGGGAAGGCACAUCUCUUACUUUUCUUGGUGUAAUUGAAUUAUGUCUAUAUCUGCUUACUUCCUUCCCUAGACUUUUCCAUUCUGCAUUCUUAGCUUGCUUUCUCCUUUUUCAUUUGUGUCCAAACCAUUUGUAGAGCUACAAAAUGGUAUCUAUUCAUAUUAUAAGGUAUCCUGAAUUUUACCUAGAAGUCUUGAACACUUUCUGUGGUGCUAUUAAGAUUACUGUCAACAAUAAACAAUUCUAGAAGUAUUCCUUCCUUCAAUAUUUUUAGUUUGUUUCUCCCUAGACGAAAAGCAUUCUUUAUGAGGCCUAACACAUUAGCCCCCACAGAGUUCAUAAAAAGCCAGCUUCUCUUCUCUAGAAUGUAGAUUACUCUUAUGGAAGAACUACCAUAAGAUCUCUGAUUAAUGGCUGUGUGCCCUAUAUCUUGUGCAGAAGGUCUCAGUGAUUUAAGGGCUUUUUGAAACUAUUAAUUAUGACUAUAAUUUAUAUCCUUUUGCUUGCUUACUUGAAACUUUUUGUACUUUGUAUAUAAUAAAAAUAUGUAUAUGUAUGUUUUUCCUUAGUGAAAUCUUAACCCUUAGAAAGGUCCUAACAGUUUUGAUCUAGCAGCCAAAUUUCUGGAAGCUGGAUUUUUCAGCAUGAAGAACAAGCACACUUAGAAGGAAUAUAGGCAAAGAAAAAAAUUUGUGCCUACAUCAAGUUAAGUGUAUAAAUUUUAGAGAGAUUUGACUGUGAUAGCUAAGUAAAGCCAAACCCAACUGGAGAAUUAGAAAAUGGCUACUUCAAGGAACUAAAUUUACCUUGCAAAAGUAUUAAUUACCUUAAUGAAAAUAAUGCUGCAAUUUCUCUGCAAAAUCAGAUGUCAACAUAAGCUAUGGAUAAUAUCUAAUAAACUGCCCUCAGGAAA